UGUGACAGUGACAUAAAAUUCUGUCAGUACCGGGCAAAGAAUACAAAAUUCUAAAUUUUUAUAGUAAUCUUUAUUUAUUUAUUUUAGGAAUUAACUAUUAAUUUGCAAAAGGAAAUUACGAUACAUUGAAAUUCUUGCGAGAAAUGCCAAUACCCCACGGUGACGACUGGCAGGCUUCAUAUCGGCCUGAUCUGUGUUACUCCUGUCUAAGGCUCCUGAAAAUGUCCCAAAUUCCAUCAGACAGCCAGUGAGGUCGCAUUGAAUGGAGGGCGAGGGGAUGGUGGCGGUGGUGCGCGGGCUGCGGGACGCGGGGCUGGCCGUCACACUGCUCGACAGCAACGGGCAGUACGCGGUACUGCCUAAUUCUAUGACGGCGCCAGCGCCUACGCAGCGCCACACGAUGAACGCGAAUGCGUCCACGCAGCCGAUGCCGCGCAUAACGUCGGGGUGUAGCACCGACUCCUCGGCGCUGCAGUGCGACAGGGACGCACAGGCUGUCGAUGGGAGAUACACUUCCAUGUACAAGACCAUGCAUUGCAACGUUCGUCCGACGUCACCUCCGGUGCAACUGACCGAGUUCCCUCCGCAGAGGCCAGACGUUUGUCCAGGGCACGGUAACUUCCAAGUGGGUGGCGCCGGCAGUGGAGUGGUCAACCCUCAUGGGAAGCCGACCUCGUCAUCCGCUACCUUCAGAGGAGGUCUCUCGUGGCCGGAUAGAGGGUCUGUCUGCUCUGCCCGACCCUCAAUGGAGGUGGAUGCCUUCGCCAACUCCUUGAGGAAGUACCCCUGCCUCUCGCCAGAGAGGUCUUCCGAAGUCAUGGAGAGACUGAUUAACUAUCAGGGAAAAGGAUGUAAGUAUACAGACUCAAAAACAUCAACCCGAAACCAAGCCUCCCCCACCCGCAUAGACUCCUACCCAUGCUCCUAUCACACUCUAGAAUCCAAAGGCACAUGCACAAGAAGCCCCAGACUCUAUGAACAAGAGAUCACGCCACGCAGAAGAAUGGAGGAGCCGACAAGAGAUAGAAAGAGAGAAGACUAUUACGAUAUGAGAAACAUGAGGAAUUAUGAAGUGCGCUCCGUCAGGGAUAUGACGAGGAAGGGAAGGGAUAAUCCGUACUGCAAUCCCGCUUGCCCAACUAUCAAAGAAACCCAAGACUACCAGCCUAUCCCAGAAUAUCAAAAUAGUUCAAAUUCAGUAAAUAUGGAAAUUCAAGCUGCAGUAAAGAUGAUAUCCAAAGAAGUGGCCACCGUACAACGAGACAAAUUCAUGAGAAAAACCGUAGCCGUCCCCGAGUCCCCCACCAUGUCAGCAACAGAAGACAACGUGGAAGGUGAAUGCUACGUCGUUCGAAAACUGGACACAAGCAUGUCUAUUAAAUCCAUUCAGACUAGUUUCUUCCCAUCCGACAGCACACUAAAACCUAGGAAAUCAGCCCAAACCAUCGCUAGCACCUUAGACUUUCAAUCCCCUCGCCAUAAAACUGUAAUCAGUAGAAAAUCUAAAUCACAGGAACAAAUUAAAAUAACUAAAGAAGAAUUAAAACGUAGUCUCCUUGAACUUAUCGAGGAGGUGUCUAAAACUAGUAAAUGUAAAAAGAUUAUUCGCGAUGAACUUAUAAAGAAACUGUUUGAAUCCAACGGACAUCAGAAAGCGAGUAAAGACGAUAGGCGGUAUAAGAAACGUGAGCAAUGUCACAAAUACGCGUCAACGUUCUGUCCAACAGCUUGUGACUAUGUAGGUGAUUACCAGGAACUGUUAGGCCAACUAAAACAUUGUUACGGUGACACCCAACAAGUAUUAAGAACAGAAGUCACGCCUUUCCGAAUAUCUGAGUACAGACAACUUGACUUCGUACUCAAAGACUGGAUACACAACUUAGACAUUAAAAUUACGGACGAAGAUUACACAGAUAGAAGAGAACUGCUUAAUACUUUAGAAGAAAGAAUUAAAGUCAUCUUCAAAAAUAGGACUAAACAAGACUUCGAUUUAAAAUCGGCAAUAGUGAGUAUUAUAGAGGAAAUACCUAUUGAAGUGAAUAGCAGUUACAACAGAAUUGAUUAUUUGCACAGGCUCGUUGAUGUGUUGAUGAGACGGAUGAAAAAUGUUAUAAUGGGGCAACAGCAUGGUAGGAGUAGGAAGAAACCAUACAAUAGGUACAAGAAAGUACUAACUGAAGCUGAUUUUAGGGAUUUUAUUAGAGAACACUUAUUCGAUUUCUUUAACGAGUACAGUUUAAUGGUAUGUGACCAAGUGCUAGUCAAUUUAGAAAAUGAAUUACUCGAUGUGAUAAUCGAUACGAUUGAUUGCAUUCGAUGCGGUCACAUUGAGGAUGCCAGGAAUGAAAUGAUUGUGAUAUUCCAAGAAUUGGCUAACUUAACAGAGAAACAAGCCAAGUACAUUGCAAGCAUGAUACUUCGAGACUUGCAAGAAAUACUGAAUCACUGUAACUUCAACCAUACCUACAUGAUCCUCAAUAUGAGUAGUUCUGGUCCGUCCAAUAGAAGUGGUCAUAACCAAAGUAUUGAACGUAUUAAUAGUGAUGAUUUGCGCAUGAACUUGGACCGUUAUGCGAGCCAAUUGUGCGAGCAAAUCAACCAAUGGUUGGAUACGUUGAACUUACCACAAUUACAAGACUCGGGUAACAGAGAAGUGGUAGUCAACGACUUAGCAGGAGAUAUUAUAGACAGGUUGAAGUACAGAGAACUGAAUCAUACGAUGAAGAACGGAGAUGAAGAUGAAUUAGAAGCGCUCAAAUAUCAAAUAUUUAAAUGGAUCAACAAGAUUGUCGGAGACGAUAAUCAAGAGACUAUUGGAAAUGCCAGGCAAUUGUUGGAUAAAAUCCGGAGUCUGCCUGUGCCAAUACUAAUCCACCCAAAAAAUAACGCGGGGCGUUUUUCAGUAGUAGAAUGCCCUAAUCCAGAGUGUUAUGGCGAUCCGAUGAGGCCGUGUUUGGGAGAAACUGGGCCUGGUACUUGUAGUGAGGUUAAUAGAAUACUAAGACCACAAAGUGUUUCUGAUCCCCGUCCUUCUUCUCCCCCACGCCCUGGUGAGCCGUGCUGUAAGAGGGAAACUUGUCCUGAAGUAGUCAAAAGUAAAAGGGGGGCAACAGGUCCAAGCCAACCAACCACAUACCAAGAUUCUUAUCGUCGAAGAUCACAAGAACAAUCACCACCUCAGGCAUUUGGUAACGCUUACCAAUCCCCACAAGCCCAAGGCAGUGACAGGGACAAGUAUUCUAUUAGCCCAGAGAGUCAAUACAGUCAAGAUCAGAGUUUUAACCUGGAACCCCACCCACCACCGCCUAGUGCUUAUGAUAAGCCACAGGGUCAGGACGGAGCUCCUGAUAAGUGUUUCACUGUACCAGACGAUCGACAGGCGUUUGGCCUCGAUCAACAGCAACCAAAUACGUUUUCUGGUUCCUACCAAUCACCACAGAACCAAAGUAAUGCCAAAGACUUCCUGUAUUCUUCGGGUCCGCAGGGUCAAGGAAAGCAGUUUCCGUACAAUCAAGAUCCGAGUUUCGGCGCUGGUCAAUCAGGACCAUCUUAUAAAGAAUGGGCUUCAAAUGACAGAUCCUUUGGUCCGAAAUCAAUGCAAGAUGCUGGUGUAGGACCCAGUGGUGUAUCGAGUAGUCCUCAAGGUGCUCAGACCUCUGUUCCUAUCGCGCCGGGCUCAGCAAGACCAACUCCACUCCCAUCCGUCAAGAAAAUAUAUGCAGACUAUGACACUUACCUCAAAAACUGGGUACAAAGAGUACCUAUGGCAAUGAACACAACAUCUGAAAAACAGAAUGCAGAUAAAGCCAGAAUGGACCUUUACAAUGGCGUUUGGAAAACAAUCACUAAAAUGAAACUAGACCCAAAAAUCUUUGGCAACCCACUAUAUUUCAAAGAAGUGUUUAACGACGAAAUUGAAAAAUUGAUGAAAAGUCUACCAAAAUCAAAGCAACUGGAAAUAGAAAAACCUGCAUUAAAAGACGAGCUUCUUAAGAAAACUUUAGAAAUGAACGAUUUGAUUAGGUCUCUUAAUGUAUCAGGUACGUACAAACAACAAGUCAUUGACUGCAUAGAAAAUAAUUCACCGAGGAGACCGCCUCUCAUCAACGAGACAGAUCAGCAAAAUGAAGAAAUAGAGAAACAUAAUGUAGCCGAUUACUACAUACUUCACAGGAGAUACAAGGACGAUGACAACGUUAAAGCUAACUUCCACAAAAAGAAUUUCCUUAAAAGUCUCGAUGACUAUCUAGAGAACAUGAAGAAAAGACAUAGUUUAUUGGGCAUGCAAACGUAUGCAUAUGCUAAUGAAAUUAUAAACUGUUUGGACAAGAUUCCUAUACCAAAUCUUCUUGCCUUAAGAGACGAGGCAGAUGAGAUAUUGCUAGGAAUGGAGGUGGAAAAUUGGAUUGCAGAUCUUCCUCAGGACCCUGACAAUACAGGGCCUUUAGACAAGAAAAGAAUGAAGGACUCAAUAGUUAAAAAAAUUGAAGAAGUAGAAACACAUGUCAACUGCUACGACAACGCUUUCGGUGAUCAGUUGAAGGCGGAGUUACCAAGAUAUAUUGAAAGGAUACCAAUUAAAGCGAAUACUAAUAUCAAUUUUGUAAUCGAUGAAUUAGUGAACAGAAUUCGGAACUUGGAAAAUAUGAAAUCUUUACGACCUAGAUCUGUGUCCUUCCAGGAACCGCGAGAUUAUGAUGAUUUUGCCAGAGAUGUGCCACGAGCAUCCAGUUACCAUGAUACACCUGGCCAGGGUAGCCCUUAUUAUGGUGGUGGCUACAACAAUGCAGAUGAUCCACGAAGUUGGGCCAGCAAUGCACCUGCCGACGAUCAAUGGCAUUCCAUGCAAGCUACCCGAGUGCCACCUGAUCUUCGUGACUGGUCUCAAAGUAAUCCAUCAGACUCGUACGCCUAUUCUCGGAAUCCUCCAAGCCAAAUGGCUGGAACGCCAGGUUAUCCCCGUAGUGACUAUGGAUCGCCUCGUCAUGUACCUCCUGGUACUCCAAGUCAAUAUCCACCUGGCCAAGAAUAUUACAGUCCUAGUGCCCAAAGUGGCAUGCCGCCGCCGCAUCCCCCUAUAUCUCAGAAUGAAUAUCCUCCAAAUGUUCAAGAUCAAUUUGACCCAUAUAAUCCAAAUGAUGUGUGUAUGGGUCCGUGCUGUCUAAAUCCAGCGUGUGUCAACAAACUUCAAGGUUACAUGAGACCAAUGCAGUUUCCACAACCAGGUACUUCACCGUUUAUUUCACCAGGAGGGUACGCACCUGGAAUGUCGAGCCAAAGGCCCUCCUCUUUGGCUCCUCCAGAUGCUGCUGCACCCAGCCCAUUGCCUCAGUCUUACGGUCAAGCAAAUCUCAACCCAUAUAGCUGUGAAUCUAACCAACCGGUAAUACGAUGCCCAGGGCCACUAGCCAGAUAUUAUCCCGAACAAUAUCAACGUCCAGUUACACCGUUUCCAGGGAACCAGGCGUACUCCCCAAUGAUGCCACCAACCUAUCCUCCAGCGGCUUACCAACAACCAGUUGAGUCCGUUUCUCGUCCGGGUGUUCCUCAGCGGCCAACAGAACCAUAUCAAGCCCCUCAGACUAAAAGGUAUACUCCAGGAACAUCCGUAGCUCCCCAGGAGAGACGUCCCUCAGAGUCUUAUGUUUCAAAAGGUCCUGUCACACCAACAUCAAUGGAAAAAGAGUCUGUAAGACCAACAGUAAGCUCUCAGGGUCGCCACUCCUUAGGACCCUACGUCCAAAGUAUUCCAAAUGGUCCCAGUAAUAUAAUGCCCGAUACGAGAAGAACUUCCCAAGUAUCAGCUGUAAGUCCACAGGAUAGACGUUUUUCAGAGCCUAAGCAAAGUUUCCCAUACGGUCAGUAUACACCACCAGCAGAUACAAUGGAUUCGAAAAAGCCCGUUGGUCUUCAGGAUAAAAGCCGUCUUCCAGAAAGUGUAAGCCAAAAAAGUCAAGGAACAUCAGUCACCCCUCAUCAAAGUCGAUAUUCAGAGCCACAAAGGCAAAAUAUCCCAAUUAGUUAUACCACUCGGCCACCUGAAGUUAAAAAGGUAUCCCAAGCAACGUCAAUCAGCCCUCAGGAAAGUCAAAAUAUCUCACCGCCUAAAGUCAAAGGAAUUGACAAAGCAACAGAUACCAGUUCUCUGGAACGUUAUUCUGAGUCAGCAAGUCAGAGUAUCCCUAUUAAUUAUAAUGAUUUACUACCCCAACCAAAAAAAUAUCCCACCGUACCAGGUGCUAGCCCUCAGGAGACGCAAUAUCCUGAGCAACCUGCUUUAAAAACAACUUCUCAAGAACCACAAGAAAAACGACCAGGACUUGACCAGCAAACUUAUGUAACUGAUCAAGCGGCACCCCAGGAUAGGCGCUCCUCAGCACCUAGUCACCAAAGUAUCAAGACUAGUCGAGAUGCAUCGACACAAAUUAGCUCAAGGGAUUCUAAAGUAUCGUCUCAGGUAGAUCCCUCGGAACAAAAAGUUCCUGAGGAGCCAGUCUCUCAACAAGUUGAGGAACAAAAGUCCCCAUCCUUGCUUAGUUCACCUCCAGUAACUAGAAUGCCUUCAGUGGAUCAAGGAUCCCAACUACCAUACAACCAAGGUGACUCAAUACGACUUGUGCAAGAUGUUCAGGCUGAACCGGUUCCACCUAUUUAUGAAGAACCUAAAUCACGCGAACAAACUUUCCCAGACUCUCGAAUGCAAGAUCCUUACAAUAAUUACCAAUAUGUUAGUCCUCAGGAGCCUGAUGUUCCGUUAACGUACCAAGAUCCACAUUUAACUACAAUGGGAGAUACUGAAGUUUCUUACGAACAACCUGUUGUUGUUAUUCCAGAACCACAGGGCUAUUCAAGUCCUACUGGUCAAGUUGUAACCUAUGAACCUGCAUACCCAAUGGACUCCGGUAGUCCACCUCAAUCUGGCGGGUUCGAAAACCCACCUCAAUCUAGUGACAUGAUCCCUUACGUCCGAGUCGUAGAAAGUGAUCAACCUUAUCAACCAACUUGUUAUAACCCAAUUCCCUUCAAUGACCUAGCAAAGCCCCAAAGUGACUUUGUUCCGUAUAGCCAGGCUAUAGAAAUAGAGGCACGGAGUCCAAUUCAAGUAGAACAGUAUCCUCCCAAUAUGGCGUAUGAGUAUAUUCCCGAUCCUAUUUCAAUUGAGAAAACUCGUUUCAGUAGUCCGGCGCCGUUAUCAGCCGGGUGUCAACGGCCGGAGCAAAUUCUAGAAGUCUAUGCACCGGAAUUUGUUGAGCCAGGCCAGAAUAUCGAGCUUGUGGAGGAGCCGCCAUGUUACCACAAGUCCACAGACAGUAAUGGUAUACGGAAGAAUGUGAAGCCACCGGGAAUGAUUUGCGAUUGUGGCAGCGACCAGCAACAAUAUGUCUGCACUGAUCAGUCACAGCAACAGCAGGGUGGUGCUACGCUCUAUGUAUGUGCAAGUGGUCCUGACGGUCAAAUUUGCCACGGUCCCUCAUGCCGUUCCGGUUGUCCUGAGCAGGCAUGCCCAUCUGCUUUACAGCAUCAGACAUGCCAAACUGGUCCUGCUUAUCAUAUCUGCACAGGCACUUCUAUAGAGCAAAUAUGUCGAAACGGUGGUCUGGGCAGACUGCUCACACAACCAAAGAAAGCUUUAAAGAAAAUGCGUGGCACGCGACAUACUGUGGAUGCGGUGCCUUUCAACCGAGUCAUGGAUCUAGAUGAUACGGAUACAAGCAUGGAUAGGUGUAAGUGCAUUACUCGGGCAAAAAAGUGCAGAGCGCGCAAGCAGAGCCAGGAUCCCCAAGGUGGCUAUCACACUUGUACGCCUUCGAUGCGGUACCCACAUCCACCGCGACGCAAUUGAUCCAUUUAUUAGUAAUUUCAUUCUUCAUUCCAUGUUUAGCGUACCUAUCAUUUACAUUUAGACCCUAUUUUGAAGACUGACAUAGCUAAGAUUAGUUGUUUCUCCACCAAAAAAAUUCAAUAAACACAUUUGACUAUCAACAAUUGAGUACCUAAUAUUAUGGUGUAACUAGGUUUUGUACAGUUCUUUGGAUUUUAUUAAUGGAAAUAAAUAAAUUAUACAUCAGCCAA
Spodoptera frugiperda (fall armyworm) is the source of this 8073-nucleotide messenger RNA. RefSeq lists its product as uncharacterized. NCBI's taxonomy places the organism in Eukaryota, Metazoa, Arthropoda, Insecta, Lepidoptera, Noctuidae. Bases 263 to 7843 code for a protein of 2526 amino acids. The record is from RefSeq and is a predicted model, not a curated record. The transcript has 12 exons.